GCAUUCCGCACUCCACGUUUUGUAAAGUAAACACGCGCUUCGAGGCCAUCGAUGCUUACCAUCAUCGAUCGUCAUCAGCGAUCAUCGAUCAUUAUCAUUGAUCAUCGGGGUCAUCGAUGAUUACCGGCCGGUCGAGCGGCGCGCGCGCCCGCGGGACCGCGCUCUUGCUGCUCACUGCGGCUCUACUGGUGCCGACCGGUGACACGCAAACACUGCAAAUAGGUGUGGUGGGCGCGUCGCCGGAGAGCGAGCUGGUGCUGCGCGCGGCGGUGCGCGCGGCGCUGCGCGGGCGCGCCGCCAGUGCCGCUGACGACGCGCCCGCUGAGCCCUGGGAACCACUCGCCGUGCCCGAGCGCGUCUGUGCACAGGCACGCGCGGGCGUGCAGCUGAGCGUGAGUGACGCGGGCGGCUUGGAGGUGGCGGCGCGUGCUGGCCUGACGUUACUGCUAGCUGCUCGUGCCGCGCCGCACUUCGCUUCGAGUGCACUGGAGCUGCUGCCUCGCGCUGAAGAGCUGGCAUAUGCGUGCGCGGCGCUGUGCUCGGCCAAGGGCUGGCAGAGUGCCGUGCUGCUGCACGAGGGCAGUGCCACUGCCGCACCACUGUUGGCGCCAGGCCUGGCGUUGCGCGCACGCCGCCUGCCACCACCGCGCGACGAUGACGCACUGCGCAACCUGCUGCUGGUGUUGAAGCGCUGGGGCGCUGAGCGCUUCGUGGUGUGGUGCGACGCGGCAUGCGCGAUGCGCGUGCUGGAUGCAGCGCAGCGCGUGGGACUGCUGGGCGCGCGCCACUCCUACCUGCUGACCGCACUCGAUCUGCACACGCUUGACCUGCGCUCUUACAGCUAUGGAGGAGCCAACCUCACCGGUCUGCGGCUGUUCGAUCCCGAGUCGGAGUCCGUGCAAAAGGUGACGAAUGCGUGGGCCGAGGAGUAUGGGGCGUUGCUCGAGACCGCCGCGGAUGCGGAACAGAUCGCUCAGAUGGCUGCGAGUCCGCCGACAGCGGUGCUGCUAGCGUACGACGCGGCGCGCAUCGCGGCGCGGGCGUCGGCGCGCCUGGCGCUGCCCACGCUGUCUGCCGGCGACUGCGCGAGCGGCGCCGCCGCCUUCCAUGCUGAUUCGCUGCUCAACUAUAUCCGCUCGGAGGAUUGGAGCGGUGCGACAGGCGCGCUGAGCUGGGCGGCGGGCGGCGCGCGGCACGGCGUCACGCUGCACGUGGCGGAGCUGGCGCGCGGCGGGCGGCUGGCGGCGGUGGCGGCGUGGAGCGCGCGCAGCGGCGUGGUGUGGCGAGCGCGCCCGCGCCCCGCGCCGCCGCCCGAUGACGUCAUGACCAAUCGCACCUUCGUCGUGCUCAUCGCGAGGAACGAUCCUUACGUGAUGAAACAGAUGUCAGUCACCCGGCUCUCCGGCAACGCGCGCUACGAAGGGUUCUGCAUCGAGCUGAUCGACGAGCUGAGCAAAGUGCUGGGCUUCAACUACACGUUCUUGGAGCAGGAGGACGGUGACUACGGCUCACUAGACCCCGAGACCCACGAGUGGUCCGGCAUGUUACGCCGUCUCAUCGAUGACGAGAAUGUGCACUUCGCAAUCACGGAUCUGACGAUCACGGCGGAGCGCGAGUCGGCCGUGGACUUCACGACGCCGUUCAUGAACCUCGGCAUCGGCAUCCUGUUCCGCAAGCCGUCCAAGCCGGAGCCUGCCAUACUCGCCUUUCUGUUGCCUUUCUCCAACGGGGUGUGGCUGUGCUUGGGGCUGGCAUAUCUGGGCACGUCGCUGGUACUGUUCGUGGUGGGGCGCCUGUGCCCAGAGGAGUGGCAGAACCCCUACCCCUGCGUGGAGGAGCCGCCGGCGCUGGAGAAUCAGUUCACGCUGGCCAACGCGCUGUGGUUCAACCUGGGCGCGGUGCUGCAGCAGGGCUCGGAGGUGGCGCCCGUGGCGUACGGUAGCCGCGCCGUGGCCAGCGUGUGGUGGAUCUUCGCGCUCGUAAUAACCAGCUCGUACACGGCCAACCUGGCCACGCUGCUGUCCACCAAGAUGCCCAACGAGAUCAUCAGUGGCGUGCGCGACCUGGCUGACAACAGCACGGGUAUCAAGUACGGCGCCAAGAAGGGCGGUUCCACUUACAAAUUUUUUGAGCAAUCCAACAUCGAGCUUUACCAGAAAAUGUACCAAGUUAUGAAAGAUCAGAAGAUGCCUGAUAACAACACCGAUGGCUUGAAAAAAGUGCUGGAAGGCAAUUACGCGUACUUCGCGGAGUCCACCACCAUCGAGUAUACCACCGAGCGCAACUGCGACGUCACUAGCGUAGGAGACCCACUAGACAGCAAAGGCUAUGGCAUCGCAAUGAAAAAAAACUCGACGUACCGGCACGCACUGAACCUGGCGCUGCUGGGCCUGCAGGAGCAAGGCAAGCUGCGCGACAUGAAGCGCCGCUGGUGGAAGGAGAUGCACGGCGGCGGCGCGUGCCAGGAGCCGGACGAGCACGACGCGCAGAAGCUGUCCAUGUCCAACUUCUGGGGGCUGUUCCUGGUGCUGGCCGUGGGCUGCGCGCUGGGCGUGCUGCUGGCGCUGCUGGACUUGGCGCGCGUGGCGUGGCGUAACCCGCGCGCCGGUUCCUUCGGCGCUAGUCUGCUGAGCGAGCUGCGCUUUGUGUUCCGCUUCGCGCGGUCUGUCAAGCCAGUGCGCGGGCCACUCACGCCACCACCCGAUUCCUCGGAGCGUUCCGGCCUGACCACGCCACCGGAGGACGGGACGCCACCGGAAGACAGCACACCGCCGGAAGGUGCGCGCUCGCCGGCGGCGUCGAUGCGCUCGCGCCGCGCCAGUGCGCGUCGCCGCAGCUCCAUGCACGCGGCUAGCGUGCGCCUCGCGAGGCACGCCAUCUCUCCCCGCCGACUUUCCUCGCCCGCGGCACCACGCUAAGUUACCUACUGCUGCUCACUAUCCAUGCGCCGCGCCACAGCGUCACGUUGUUCAGGACACACGUGUACCGAACACUGACAACUCCGGCGUCAGCACUUUACACAAUCCUUGAGCUUAUCGUGCUGACGCCUAGCAGUUAAUUUAGAGCAGUGCACCACGGGUUGCCACGCGAUUAGCACUCAUCAAUAUUACUAUCAUAUAUCUUAACAUAUAAGUAUCAUUAUCAAUCAAUAUCAAUCACCUAUUAAUCAAUCAUCAUUUUUAUUAUCAUCAAAAACUCCGCAUUUUUUGAUCCCACACUUUGUAGUUUAUUUUUAUGCUCACCCGACUUCACAUAUACACGUACGUAAAAAUUGCUUUUACGUGUAAAAGCAAUUUUUUAAGGAUUUUGGAUCUCGAUUUAUGUAAAUAAUUUCUAUUUUAGCUUCUAGUCUUGUAUUUUCUGUGUCCCUUACUAUAGUUAAGUGCAAGUAAAGACCUGAAAUUCGAUGAUUAAGUCAGUGCUUGUUACUAAAAGUGUCCCUUAACCAGCAUUUGGACAUAUUAUGCAAGUAGGCCUAAAUGUAGAUUUUCAUGUCUUUGAUAAUAUAGAGACUUUGUAUAAUAUAGAGAAGUUUAUCUUUUAGGGAUAUAGGGCCUAUGUCUGCUUAAAUGUACCUAGGUACUUACUAUUUUUAAAAAAAUGUUUUU
Molecule: messenger RNA, 3608 nt
Organism: Maniola jurtina (meadow brown)
Lineage: Eukaryota; Metazoa; Arthropoda; Insecta; Lepidoptera; Nymphalidae
Product: glutamate receptor ionotropic, kainate 3-like
Exons: 14
Coding region: 117-2918 (933 amino acids)
Biological process (GO): monoatomic ion transport; modulation of chemical synaptic transmission; synaptic transmission, glutamatergic
Cellular component (GO): postsynaptic membrane; plasma membrane
Molecular function (GO): transmitter-gated monoatomic ion channel activity involved in regulation of postsynaptic membrane potential; glutamate-gated receptor activity
Source: RefSeq, a predicted model, not a curated record